This is a messenger RNA of Corticium candelabrum, 3477 nucleotides long. Its product is annotated as msx2-interacting protein-like. Gene Ontology annotation, molecular function: mRNA binding. Gene Ontology annotation, biological process: regulation of transcription by RNA polymerase II. The transcript has 10 exons. The coding region runs from base 722 to 3292 and encodes 856 amino acids. Gene Ontology annotation, cellular component: nucleus. The record is from RefSeq and is a predicted model, not a curated record. NCBI's taxonomy places the organism in Eukaryota, Metazoa, Porifera, Homoscleromorpha, Homosclerophorida, Plakinidae.
GGGGCAUUUGGGGGACCCGUUUAUGUAGUGUCGGCUAUGGUGAGAGAAUAUUAGAUGGAUCGACAUGGAGUAUGUGUUGUUUGGUGGGUAAACGUUUGGAGCUUGUUGUUUGGGUCGUGUUGUGGAUCGUGCGUGGGCGUGGUUUUGGAGAUUGAGGAUCAUGCGUCUCCAUAGUUUGUGUUGGUCGACGAGCGAUGGGCUUCCCGUUUGCGGAUAGCAAUUUGAGAAUUUUGGAGUAGAGAAAUUGAAAUUUGAAUAGAGAAACUGAAAUGUAUCACAUGAUUUGUUGUCACCUAAUUGUUGUCACGUGAUUAUGGUAUCGAAUGUUGUGGAUGCUUGCUAAAUCAACUAAACAUGUGCUGGUAGUGAGUGUAUCAUACAGUAAAUGUGAGAGAUUUCAACCUCCUGGAUCAGACACCGAUUGUUUGCAUUUCUUUCAUUGUGAGAUAAUUAGUAUGUAGUAACAUGCACAGACCAUAUGAAGAACUCAAUUCGGUGUUUUAUUGUGGGUGUGUGUUGGAGUGAUGUGUGGGAGUAUUAUGUGUGAGUAUUAUAUUGCAUGUGUGAGAGGUUGCCAUGGUGCUAGAGUAUUGCUUUGUGUUGUGGAGUUGGUUAUUUGCCAUAUUCAAAUGAUAAUUGCAUACCACCUGUUGGAGUCAGGGAUUAUGAGCAUUCUCAUGAACGAGGCCACGGAUGGAACCAGCAGUCACCUGAAACAGGGAUGGAAUAUGGUGACGAUAGUCACUGGUCCGGGUAUAAGGAACAUGGCAGGCACAAGGUCGAUAGAGAACGGCGACAUCGAAAACCGAUUGAGAGUCGUAGUGUCAGCCGAUCACGAAGUAGGAGUCCAAGAGGACGAUCGAUUAGCAGCAGUCGGUCGGGUUCUAGUGAAGCUGUAGGACGGUCAGACGAAAUGAAGUCGGGAACAGAGAAGGAACACAUCGGGAAGACAGAACAGCAAGAGGAGAAAUCUCGACAUGAAAGGAAGGCAGGGAGUAUGAGUCCUAGCGCAUCAAGUCCAUUGCAAGAUCGCCACAUCAAUGCCAUUAUUGUAGAGAACUUGGAUCAACAGUCAUCUGAGCGUGGCAUUACGGAGGGACUCUUUCACGAGUGCAAGAAAUACGGAGAGGUGAUUUCUGUGAGGUUGAUCGUCGACAAAAACGAAAUGAAAGCGGUUGUCAAAUUUCCAAGUUUCGACGAAGCAGCUCAAGCCAAGAAGGAAAUGCAAGGACGGAAGUUCCAUGGCAACAAGCUAGUUGUUGAUAUUUACGAUGGGGAACUGUCAGACGAUAACAAAGGCGAGGCGAUACUUCAAGCUGCAAAAAUGAAGAGAGCAUUUACACCUCCAACAAGAAAUGAGGAAGAGGAAGAGUAUGAUAUGGCAGCGACACGCACUCUUUGGAUUGGCAAUCUCAAUGUUGAAAUUACACAUGCCGAGUUGAGGAAAUUGUGUGAACGAUAUGGGGAAGUUUUGGACAUGGACAUCAAGAAGCAAGGCCAGCCGUUUAUGUAUGCAUUUGUACGUUACCCAGACUUAACAAGUGCUUGCAGAGCCAAACGAAAGCUCGACAACCAUGCACUGUUGAGCACUCGGCUUAAAGUCGGUUUUGGUAAACCUCACUUCUCACCUGCACUAUUUCUCGACAAUAUUGGAUACAAUACGUCUGAGAGGUUUAUAGAAAGGCAGUUCAGUUCAUUUGGGAGGUUAAAGACGGUUGCAAUUAAUCGAGAAACGGAUCAUGCAAUGGUAGUAUUUGAUCAUGUUGAUUCUGCUGUUGAUGCGAAUAAGGCGAUGAGAGGGAGAAAUUUUAGCAGAGGAGGACGAUUGAAGAUUGACUUUGCUUCGCCUGCUAGUCAGCAAGAAUUUUUUGAUGCAAUGGAUGCAUCUCAUCAGGGUGACAACUACCAUCAUAAAGAAGGCGACCACCUUGACAGUCACAGAAGUGAGCGAAGAAGGAAUGAAGGCGUUGAGCAAGAUUUUAGUUCUCAACCAAGAAGACACCACAGACGAGGCGAAGACAAAGAUGCUGCACACGAAUCAGGAGAUGGUGGUGACAGAGGCGAGUCAGAGAGAUCAAGAAGAAGACACGGCAGGGCUGGAGAUGAAGAAUGGAUGAAUGGCACAUCAAAAUCUAGUGGUAAGGAACAGAUGACUAGUUCAUCUAGAGACUUGUUGGUGACUGUAAAAAGCUUCUCCUGCAUCGACCCAGAGCGAUCUGUCAGUCGAAUGAAAGAGAAAGAAGGGCGAGAAGAACCAGAAACGAAGAAGAGGAAGACAAGCUCAAGUGGCCACGACAAGAAGAUCGACAAGCACAGAAGAGAGUCCGAAGGCAGAAAUCGAGAAAAGACAGAAAAGUCAAGCAAGAGCGACUUGACCCGACGAGGCCGUCUGAGAAAAGACAAGAACACAGACAUUGCAGACACAUCGACGACCGAAGACGCGACGAAUGAAAUGUCAGGUGACAUGAACACGCAUUCAGAUACAUCGCAGCAACAAACCGUAGUUCACGGUCAAGGUAUUGCUGUUAAACUAGAAAGUGGUGACGUGUUUCAUCAGACUGGCAUGUCCCAAGUACAACAAUAUAGUGCAGCUGCAGCUGCAGCUGCUGGUUUUCCUGCAUUUCAGUCUCAAUUUGUAUCACAGGCUGCAACACCUGUACAGCCACAGGCGCAACAGACACAGUUUUUUGACCCGUCAUCUGUCUAUCAGACGUCGCUCACACAGAUGAAUGCCAGCACAGCAUUCGUGCAACAGCAGGCUCUCGAUCCAGUACAGAGUCUGCUUCAGCGGUAUCCAGUCGUGUGGCAGGGAUUUUUGGCUCUGAAGGAUCAUCAGAUUGCUGUGCAGAUGCAUCACUUGGCCGGGAAUCGACUUAUGGCUGACAUGUGUCUGCCGCAUGCACCUGUGUCAAUGCCGACUGUCGUGCCGCAGCUGAAGAUUGGGCAGAGGAUGAAGUUGGAACCGGCACAGUUGGAUGUGAUGACGAAACGAAUGCAGUCGGAAACAGAGCAUUGCUUGUUAUUGGCCCUGCCCUGUGGAAGAGACCCUCUCGACGUUCACUACCAGACCAAAGCGAUGGGCAUUAAGUUCAUCAAUUAUCUACAAGAAAAGCAAGCAGCAGGAAUUAUCAACAUCAAACCUGCAACAGCAGGACAGCCUGUCGGUGAGUUUGUAUUGCACAUCUUUCCUCCAUGUGAUUUUUCCCAGACGUAUCUUAACAAGGCAGCGCAGGAGCUGAUGGAGAAUACCUUACAGAAUGGCCAUCUUAUGAUCUUGAUUGCGACGAUGUGAAUUUAUAUUUGCUUCUUAGAACUGGAUUGUUGGCUGUAUGCUUGACGUUGCUCUGUCGUGAAAACGUUGCUUUGUAGUGAAAACGGGGCAUGAGUGUGUGGGAAGGAACGAUUUGGAUUGUAUUGUAUAUUGUUUUGCUGUCCAAGUACAAAAUUUGAUGGUGAAAUAAAACUGCUUGAUGUUUA